This is a messenger RNA of Aspergillus saccharolyticus JOP 1030-1, 2597 nucleotides long. Its product is annotated as ubiquitin C-terminal hydrolase family protein. Gene Ontology annotation, biological process: protein deubiquitination. NCBI's taxonomy places the organism in Eukaryota, Fungi, Ascomycota, Eurotiomycetes, Eurotiales, Aspergillaceae. The record is from RefSeq and is a predicted model, not a curated record. Gene Ontology annotation, molecular function: cysteine-type deubiquitinase activity; cysteine-type endopeptidase activity. Gene Ontology annotation, cellular component: nucleus; cytosol. The transcript has 5 exons. Bases 233 to 2536 code for a protein of 767 amino acids.
CUCAUACAAAUAGAUUGGGACAACAAAGGUCAUCGCCUAAUUUGACCCAUCUGAUCUGUGUUAUGACUCAACCAGGCGCUAUCUUCCCAUGCUCGAUCGGAACUCUGGAGCCUGAGCAAGGAUCAAUAUAGAUCCCCCCCCCCCCCCCACAUGUCGGUUUAUCGUCGACUCCGCAUUCUGCACGCUUGCGCAAUUCUUCCCCCAUCUAGCUAGGAUUGAUGUACUAUUGAAGAUGAGUGGUAUACACAAAUUUCUCACAAGGCGUGAGCGAAACAAUAAAGAUGGAAAGCCUGCUAAAGACGAGACGUCGAAUGUGCUGUCUCGUCCUCACUUCCGAGGUCUUUUCUCAUCAGAUAAACUUCCCUCUACAGACUCAAGUGAGGAACAAAAGAAGAUCAAAAUCCUGGAGCAACGUGUUGCGCGACUUGGUAUUACCGGUCUGAAGGAGGAACACUUUGUAUAUGCGAUUCAGUCUGAACAUGCGCAGGGCGAUGUGGACAAGGCUUUUGAGUUGCUGCUGCUCCUCGAGGAUUCGAUUGAGGGCAUAAUAAGAGGCUAUACGCCAAGCACUAAGCUUCGCGGCGCAGUAAACCGCGAAGGGGUGACUUGCUACCUGGACGCUUUACUAUUUGCGAUGUUCGCCCGGCUGGAUUGUUUUGAGGCUAUUCUCUACAAAUCCUUCAACGACGAGUCUCGUCGGAAACUCUGCAUUCUAUUAAGGCUUUGGGUCAACAUGCUCCGGUCUGGAAAACUUAUUACUACUGAUCUUACCAAGCACUUGCAAGAUGCACUCGCCGAAUGCGGUUGGGAGGAUGCAGCCAGACUACGACAACAGGACACGUCCGAGGCAUUCACAUUCAUCACGGGAAAACUUGAGCUUCCACUUCUCACACUCAAAAUGGACAUCUACCACACAGGGAAGGAAGACGUGAGUGGCGAUCAUAAAUUUAUCAAUGAACGAUUGUUGGAGGUCGCUAUCCCUGAGCCUGUUGAUGGCGAAACAGUCACACUGGAAGACUGCUUGGAGUCAUAUUUCAACAAUCGAAUUGAGGUGAAACGCUACAUGGAGCGGCGUCAUACAUUAGGCUCAACAAAAUCUCUGGAUUCUCUUUCUAAAGGUUGCACAACCCACGUUGAAGAGGUUGGCACGCCGCUAUCCCCCUCUUCCAGCCAGCCACCUUCACCCCGUUGGGACGAAACCCCACCAGUGAACUCCUUGACAGAAGUCAUUGAGUCUGAUCCUCCUCCCUACCGUCGCAACAGCAUUCUUCAAGAACGAUUCGUACCAGACACAGAGAACGGGGAUGACAAGGACGGCGUACUUACGUCUCAGCGGAGGGGUUCCUAUCGCAAAGAAGUCAUGAUGCCAGCGUGGCAAUUUUUCAGCCUGAUACCGUGGUAUACGGACAACACGCCCACUAGCGAUGCCCAAGUCGCCGCACAUUUCUCUUCUAAGCGUCCAAUCUUAGGCAUGUGCCUAAAACGAUAUUCUAUGCUGCCUAAUGGCAAAGCAGUCAGACUGAACACCUUUGUUGACAUUCCAACGGAGAUAGGGCUUCCCCAUUUCAUCAAGGAUGACAAUAUGAAUGAAGAAGGCCCGAUUUAUGGGAAUUUUAAGCUAUCGCUGCAAGCGAUGGUGUGCCACCGGGGAACCUCAGUAGAUUCAGGACAUUAUAUAUCAAUUGUCAGGGGCACCAGUGCUGGUGCACCCCCAGCUAGCUCCCAUGGAUCGGAAGAUGACACCUUCUCGGACACUCCAAAAUACUGGAUGCGCUUUGAUGACUUAGCAGCUGAGCGGGUUACGUUGAUUGACAUUGAGCAAGCACUCAAGACCGAGUCGCCCUACCUUUUGUUCUAUCAGAUCUUACCGAUUCAUGAGGAUGCGGCGGCAGUCAAUCUAGGCUACAAGCCGCCAUCGUCUGACACAUCUCGGGACUCUGGUGAGCUAGAUGCCGUCAGCAUCCCCAGGAAGCUACAAGCGCUGGCUCUGGAUGAUACAAUCAUCGAUGGUAUAGAGGGGAACAGAUCUGCUCGGCCCAGUUUUGAGAUCACCAGCCCAGAUGGCGCGGAUCCUGUCCCUGUGGACUCUAAUGGAAGGAAGCAGAGCGUGACCUUCUCUGAAGCUUUUGAGCCCGGGCUUCAGAUGCAGUCUAACCCAUCGACUUCACCUAGGUUAACUCCGCGGGACGAGGAAGGCAGGAACUCGUUCUCAUUCUCUCGACGCGGUUCUAGAGCAACAAGGAGCACCCCGGGAAGUCGCACCGGGAGUCAAGCCAGUGAGAAUAGAAUCAGCUUCAGCUUCUCGCGGUUCACUGGUCGGCUCAGCCGGGACCGAUUCGCAGAAAGCGAAGGCGAAGACGAAGAGAUAGCGGAGAACGAGCUUGCUCCACACGACCGUCUUCCACCGCCGCCUACAGAGCGGAAGGAUAGAAGCCCUAGACGGACUCGAGACUCGGAUCGAUAUCGAGACAAGAUCAAAGACAAAUCUCGUGAGAAAAUUGGACGGAAAUUGGACCGCGAAUGCACAGUAAUGUGAAAUGGUGGUUGGUGUAUUUCUUGCUAUUGUCUUUGUUCUUGUUGUACAACGUCGCCUCUGG